This is a messenger RNA of Coturnix japonica (Japanese quail), 529 nucleotides long. It is a transcript of the gene CISD3, whose product is annotated as CDGSH iron sulfur domain 3. The record is from RefSeq and is a predicted model, not a curated record. Gene Ontology annotation, cellular component: mitochondrion. Gene Ontology annotation, molecular function: 2 iron, 2 sulfur cluster binding. Lineage: Eukaryota; Metazoa; Chordata; Aves; Galliformes; Phasianidae.
GCCGCGGCCGUUCCGGGGCGGUGCGGGGAUGGCGGCGGUGCGACGCGGGGCGGCCGCUCUCGUUGCUCGGCUGAGAGCUGCGCUUUCACCCCGCAUCUCUUUCCCGUAUCGCGUGGAGCUGAAGGAGGGGAAGAAAUACGCGUGGUGCUCGUGCGGGCACAGCAGGGCGCAGCCGUUCUGCGACGGCUCUCACCGCACUUUGGCUCCGGAUAAAGCUCCGGUGCGUUUCACGGCGGAGGCGGAUGGCAAAGUGUGGCUGUGUGCAUGCAAAAGGACCCGAGGUCCCCCCCGGUGCGACGGCAGCCACCUACGGCUGUGGGAAGCGGGGAGCGGAGCCCGACGUUGAGCCCCCUCCCCCCUGUGACCUCACCCCAUAAGGAUGCAGCCCCUGCGGUGUGUGGGUCCCGGGGGGUGUGAGAUGGAGGGGGUGCGUGACACUGAGCAGCAUUCAUUGCACCUAUGACCCAGUGCAAAUGUUUGCUCGAUUACUGUACAGGAUGAUGCAAAUAUACGAUGGGAUGUGACCGCA